GCUGGACCUGCUGGACCCUGACAAAUUAUUACUCGCACUUAAGAACAGGCUGGUGAAUUCUGAGCUUCUGUGUGUCAGUCAAAUGUGCUAUGUGCAGAUUGUUUUGUUGCAGCCAGCCAGUGAUAGGUGUUCUUCUUGCUACCUUUACCAGCUGUAUGUUUCAUAAUCGCCGAAAUGUCGGCGAUUGUUAGCUGUACCUAUUCGGCUCUACGUCUGAUCUCGUGCAGAAACACUAAAGAGCUUGUAAAUUCAGAGACAGAGAUCCCUUUGCACAACUGUUGCAGAAAUUGAAAACACAACAAAGUCUGAGCUUCAUGGCUGUCAUUCAUUUAACAUGGUUUUGUUGCAGCCAGCUGGUGAAAGGUGCGAUCGAGUCAAGUUGAGCUGCAGCUGCUGCAUGCAGUUUAUUAAGCUGGUGUUAUCUGAACUCUGAAGUGUCACUGCAGGAAGACUUCUUGAAUUGGAGUUUGUGGUUUGUUUGAUGUUUAUGGUGUUGCUGUUUUGUGUAUAGUGGUUUUUCAGCCCCUUUCCAAUUGAGAUAUGCUCUGAAAUGGAGUUUGGUGCAGACUUGCAGUUCAACAUAACACUUAAAUGUGUCAUUUGCCUAUGUUGGUGUAUAUGCAGUAAUUGCAGUAUAUGCAGUGUUGAACAGUUGGGUAACAUAGUAAAUGAUGCCUGAUGGCUGCCGGGCUUAUUUUAUCGGCUGUGUUUUGUCGAUAUGUCGUCCCUUGGUACCGGGGUUGAGUUUCAUCGUUUUCUGCCGUUGCAUAGACUUGAUCCUGCCAAGUAUUACUCAGUUCCUAGCUACUACACCGAGGCUCCAACUUAUUACACCACCAAAGCGGCUGAAUACUACACCGAGCCGCCCAAGUACUACACCACCAAGGCUCCAGAGUAUUACACCACAACUUAUGCUUCCCCGAGGCACUACACUGAAGCCCCGAAGUAUUACUCUGCCUCAAGCUACACAACUACAACUGAGGCGGCCAAGUAUUACGCAGCCCCGACUUACUACACAGCGGCUGCUCCUUCGUACUACGUUGAACCGGAAUACUACACCGAGGCACCAGUUUACUACACCACAACCCACGCUACACCUAGCUACUACACCGAGGCCCCUAAGUACUACGCUACCAAGGCACCUGAGUAUUAUACCACUACUUUCGCUGCUCCGACCAGCUACACCGAAGCUCCGAACUAUUACUCUAUCCCGAGUUACUACACCACUAAGGCACCUGAAUAUUACGCCACACCCUACGCUUCUCCAACUUACUACAGCGACGUUUUCUGAUUUUUAUUGUAUCUUUCCUAUUUCACAUGUUGGAAGUGACUAUUGCUCUAGUCGCUCUGUAUUCCGACAUGUUCUGAUGUUGGGACGAACUUCAUUUACAGGGCAAGUUACGAAAGAUACGUAUUGUGGUGUUGACUUAAAAGAAAAAUGAUGUUAACGGCUCUGUUUUUAAUUUUAUUUGGUGUAACAAAGGAGUUGCAGAUAGUGUUUGGUUUCUCAUAGAAGUUUAUUUGAAGGGUCUGGAGUUGAUCAGAGUCAGAAAGUCAUUUGCCUAUAACAUAUGUAAAACUUCAAAGUUGUAAAAAAUAUAUAAAUCGUGAACUAAACAUUUUUU
Molecule: messenger RNA, 1625 nt
Organism: Daphnia pulicaria
Lineage: Eukaryota; Metazoa; Arthropoda; Branchiopoda; Diplostraca; Daphniidae
Product: extensin-2-like
Exons: 5
Coding region: 719-1291 (190 amino acids)
Source: RefSeq, a predicted model, not a curated record